Molecule: messenger RNA, 381 nt
Organism: Echinostoma caproni
Lineage: Eukaryota; Metazoa; Platyhelminthes; Trematoda; Plagiorchiida; Echinostomatidae
Source: the annotation of a GenBank genome assembly
AUGACUAAUUCCAAGAAUCGGUCUUGGUCGUUCGCCUCCAACCCGUAUUACCAAACAUUCUUGAAAACGUUCACACCAGAGUCAGUGUUUGAUGAUAAAAAUGAAUUCCUGGAUAUCGUUUACUGGCUUCGGCAAGUACUUGCCAUCCUUACUGGAAUAUUGUGGGGCCUAAUUCCUCUGAAAGGUCUGACUGCAAUCCUGCUAUUCUUUCUUAUGAAUAUGGGAGCCAUCUACAUUUACGCAGCACUUUUUCAACGUGUCGAUGAAGAAGAAUAUGGUGGUUUUGGUGAAAUCGUCAAAGAAGGAUUAAUGACUGCAUUCUCCUGCUUCAUGGUUUCGUGGAUAGUACUUUUUGACUACAUGCACACAGGGAACACGUGA